CGUUAUUGGUGGUUCCAUUAUGCUCUGAAGUGCUUGUACAAAUCUUCUUUUUAUUUCUUUUUUAUACUUUUGUUUGCAUAUCAAGUGCUACAUAUAUAUGUCCACUAAAGUUUCAUCAUGGGCCAAAUUAGUUAAGUUGCAUGACAUGAUAUGGCACUGCUAGGUAACACUUUUUGACCAAACAUUAAUUAUUGUAUGAUUAUCUCAAACCCCUGGUGGUAUAUAUCUUAUGUGGGUUUUGCUUUGUCUAUUAAGUAUAGUCUAAUUACUACUAAAUCAAUCAUGGUUUAAUUAUAUAAAUACACACACACACACACAGACAAACACUCACUUGUGCACACCAAAUUGUGAACUCGACGUUCCUCGACUUCAGUUUUUGCUGAAAAUUAUAAGGAUGAAAAGUGCUUACUAUGUGGUGGAGUUUCUAGUGCUUGUAGAAGUGAUCUUGAGAGGAGGAGAAGCUCUCAGCAUGAACUACUAUGGCAUGAGUUGCCCCUUCGUGGAGCCGAUCGUGAGGAUCGUCGUGAACCAAGCUUUGCACAAGGAUCCAACACUUGCUGCAGGGCUUCUUAGGCUUCACUUCCAUGAUUGCUUUGUGCAGGGGUGUGAUGCCUCAGUUCUACUUGAUUCGACAAGCGGUAACACAGCAGAGAAGGACUCGCCUGUGAAUCUAAGCCUACGAGGCUACGAAGUGAUCGACCAAGCGAAAAAGUUCCUCGAAAUGCAAUGCCCUGGAAUCGUUUCGUGCGCAGAUAUCGUCGCACUAGCAGCUAGAGAUGCAGUUUUCUGGGCCGGAGGUCCAUAUUACGAUAUCGUCAAGGGGCGAAAAGAUGGGACGAGGUCGAAGCAGGAAGACACUUUUACGAGCCUGCCGGCACCGACACUCAAUACCACGGGGCUCAUCAAUGUGUUCAGUCAGCAUGGAUUCACGGUUUGGGAGUUGGUGGCUUUGUCCGGUGGCCACACCUUAGGUGUUGCAAGGUGCUCAUCAUUCAAAAGUCGGCUCAGCAGCUUCGACUCGACCCACGACGUCGACCCGAGCAUGGACCCUACCUUCGCGAAGACCCUGUUGAACACUUGCAGCGCCGGAGACAGCGCGGCCCAGCCCUUCGACGCGACGACGAACUCCUUCGACAACCUCUACUUCAGUGCACUACAGAAAGGCGACGGCGUGCUCUUUUCAGACCAAACACUAUAUGUUUCCCCUCAAACUCAACAAAUUGUGAACUUCUUUGCGAUGAACCAAGCCAUCUUCUUCUUCAACUUCCAACAAGGGAUGAUGAAGAUGGGGUCUCUUGAUGUCAAGGAGGGGAGUCAAGGAGAAGUUAGGGCGAAUUGCCGCAAGAUCAAUUGAUGCAAUUGCCCUCUUUUUGGUACUAGUGCAUGCUUUGUGUUGCUAAGGAACUUAAAAGUGUAUGAUCAGUAUGUGAUCCUUUUAGUGUUGUGUUAAUAGAUAGGUAACAACUUGAAUAAAAAGAUGUAUGGAACUUUAGUGCGCAGCAACAUAUAGAUAGUGUUGCAUGCAUGUGUAAUAGGGAUAUACUUGUAGGGAAACGGGCAGUAGCUAAGCUAUAUAUGAUGUAGUUUUAAUGGUAUAUAUAAGAUAAGAUUUGACUUUGUCAUGUCAAUGCAAGAGAAAUUUCAGUCUCAAGAA
Messenger RNA from Ananas comosus (pineapple), 1654 nucleotides. RefSeq names its product peroxidase 47. Lineage: Eukaryota; Viridiplantae; Streptophyta; Magnoliopsida; Poales; Bromeliaceae. The record is from RefSeq and is a predicted model, not a curated record. Gene Ontology annotation, biological process: hydrogen peroxide catabolic process; response to oxidative stress. The transcript has 4 exons. The coding region runs from base 395 to 1354 and encodes 319 amino acids. Gene Ontology annotation, molecular function: heme binding; peroxidase activity.